AUGUGUACCCGCCCGUACGACAACGAGCCGUGCAGGUGGGCACCAGAAAGGCUGAAUUGCGGGCACGUCUUCCAUGGGCAGUGCAUCAAGCCGUGGGGCGCCGUCAACCUGGCUUGCCCAGUCUGCAACACAACCCACAUCCAGCUUCUUGGGAAGACGCCCGGCGACGCCAGGGCAGCAAGGCACCGGUACUCAUUCAGCCAUCUCGAGAGCUCGGUCACCACCAAGGAUGACAUCGCCGUCGGCAGCUCGAGCUUCCGGCAACGAGAUUGGGAUUGA
Molecule: messenger RNA, 279 nt
Organism: Triticum turgidum subsp. durum (durum wheat)
Lineage: Eukaryota; Viridiplantae; Streptophyta; Magnoliopsida; Poales; Poaceae
Source: the annotation of a GenBank genome assembly